AUGUCUCUAACAAAAGUCGUCAACGGCAAGGUCGUAACCAACACCAAUGUCAAACCUCCCACCGGAUGGACCGUCAACUACGAAGACUUUGGAGGUGAUAGUGAAUGGGGCGAUGAUGGCGAGGUCGCUGACCUUGUUGGCGGUUAUGGUAUUGAUGGAGUGGUGAAACCGCUGUUCAGGACCCGGUACAGCAGCAACGAGGUCAUUUUUGUGAUUGAGAUCAACGAGCAGUAUUAUAUCUACAACGGCGAGAGUGGAUGGGUGCAGCGAAUUGUUUCGCCGACGGAUUUGAAGGAGAUUGUGGAGUUUAUUAAUGAGCAGGGAUGGUUCAGACUCGACACCGAGAAUCUCGGCUGA
Messenger RNA from Fusarium subglutinans, 357 nucleotides. RefSeq lists its product as uncharacterized. The transcript has 2 exons. The record is from RefSeq and is a predicted model, not a curated record. NCBI's taxonomy places the organism in Eukaryota, Fungi, Ascomycota, Sordariomycetes, Hypocreales, Nectriaceae. Bases 1 to 357 code for a protein of 118 amino acids.